AUGGAUCAACUCGCCAAAUAUCUGAACAAUACUGUGGCUGUAGUCACUGUUGAUGGACGAUAUAUUAUGGGAGUUCUUGAAGGCAGUGACCAACACACAAAUCUCAUCAUUAGAGAUUGUACUGAGAAUAAAUAUGAUCCCGAGCAGGGAGUUGUUCAAGAGAGGCUAGGAUUGCAAAUACUCAGAGGAAAUAAUGUAGUAUUCAUAGGUGAAAUUGACGAGGAGUCUUUUGUCAACAUGAAAAUCAAUAGAAAGCUAGCAAUACCUCUCAAGAAAUGUUCCAAGUAG
This is a messenger RNA of Naegleria fowleri, 288 nucleotides long. RefSeq lists its product as uncharacterized. Gene Ontology annotation, molecular function: RNA binding. NCBI's taxonomy places the organism in Eukaryota, Heterolobosea, Eutetramitea, Acrasida, Naegleriidae. The transcript is spliced from 3 exons. Bases 1 to 288 code for a protein of 95 amino acids. The record is from RefSeq and is a predicted model, not a curated record. Gene Ontology annotation, cellular component: U6 snRNP; U4/U6 x U5 tri-snRNP complex; precatalytic spliceosome. Gene Ontology annotation, biological process: mRNA splicing, via spliceosome.